This is a messenger RNA of Colletotrichum fioriniae, 2631 nucleotides long. Lineage: Eukaryota; Fungi; Ascomycota; Sordariomycetes; Glomerellales; Glomerellaceae. The record is from RefSeq and is a predicted model, not a curated record.
AUGAAUCUGGAUCAGGCGUCGCUGGGUAGCCCCGUCGCGAAGCGAAGAAGUUUGCACGGUAUCUCAAGCUUUGGUCAAAACACAUCUGAUUUCACCAUUUUCGACAACACCAGUAACACGCCGAGCAAGACCAACUUUGACAUACACGACGAGGCGAACCGUGAGCGAGAGUACGAGCUCUUUGGCUCGCCAAGCGUUCCUGCCCCCAGAGAGCCACUGCCAUCGCCUACCCCGCCUCAGAUUCCGAGAAGAACCGGCUCUCUACGACGUUCAACGUUGCAGCAGAGACAGCAUGAUCGGAGUUCGUGGGGACGUAAGUCUGGCGCGAGCCACUUGGCUCAGAUGAGCGGAGAUUUCUCAACUCCCAACGUCAAGAACCGACCCCGCCUAUCGAUGGAUCAGUUUCUCCCUCCUCAACUUCCUCGGGACAGCCCUUUCAAUUCGAACGGGCCUUUGCCCAACCCCUCUGCUCAUCCCGUUGAGCGGUCUUCUCAUCAGCCUCAUCCACUGUCAAAGACGCUGGUGACCUCGACAUCUGGCAACAGCCUCGAGGAGCAGAACAACAGCAUGCCGCCUCCCUAUGUCUUUGAAAAGCCACGAGCUCCGCUCAACUUCGCCAAGUCGAUGCCUUACGGCUCUUCUCGGCCACUCUUCAUGCAUGAGGAAAAUGAGACUGUCACACCUUUCAAGGCGGCCAAGCCAUGGGCGGGAGCUUUCAUGUCUACAGGCCUCGUUUCAAAGGUCAACCGCAACCCCGAAGAAGACAACAAGCUCACGAUGCCUGAUACGCCCUGCAAGAAGCCAACCAACGGCUUUGCCACCUUUCCGCCUCCGCCUGGAAGCGCCAUCAAGAAGAACAACCGUUACUCUUUUGGCGGUAUGCCCUCGACUCCAUUCGUGGCUCCCGGUGCCCCGUCACGCAGCACCUUUGGUGGCAAUCCUGGAAAGGGUCUCGGCAUCUUCCAACGGCUUGGAUCGCGUCACGCACGCCGAGGAAGUGUCUUGAGUCUGGAUGAUGAUAAGAAAUUCUCCUUCGAUACCAACUUCAAUAUCGGCCUUGGAGCUGACAUCGACGCCCCUCCUACUCCUACGAAACAUGGGCUCACACCGAGCAAGGGCCUCACUCCCAGCUUGAGCAACUUGAGCGAGCAGAGCAUUGAAAGCCCCAGCGCCAAGAGGUCACUUCCACCUCCCAUGUCAGCUGUGCGGCCGAUGAUCUCUAGAGAAUCUACUGCUAGCCCCGUGGAACAGCGCUCCCCGAGAACUCCCUCAUCUCAUGUUGUUCUUCCCGACGCCAGCUGCCUGUCGAUCUCGAACCCGGCCGAGUCAACGCGGAGCACGACUACCCCGGUCACCCCAUCUGGGCGAGAGUCCUUCCAAAGCACUUCGACACAUCUCAUGACCCCCGUGAAUGCCGCUCGUGGUGGUGGCGAUGUCGAAGACUCACUCUAUUCCCGCUUCGACAAGGUCGAGAUGAUUGGCAAGGGAGAGUUCUCUUCCGUCUACCGCGUGGUCAAGAACGGAUACUCCCGCGCCUCGUUCCUCUCUGUUUUUAGUGGAACUCCGACGAAGAACCCCCGCGAGAGUCCCGAGCCCGAUCGCAUUUACGCGGUCAAGAAGGCACGCCGUCAAUUCACUGGACCCAAGGAUCGCCUGGCCAAGCUCAGAGAGGUGCACGCCCUCCAGGCUUUGACACACGCAGACCACGUUAUCCACUAUGUCGACAGCUGGGAAUACAACCAAUACCUUUACAUCCAGACCGAAUACUGCGACGAAGGUACCUUGGACAAGUUCUUGAGCAAUGUUGGUCGCAAAGGCCGACUGGAUGACUUCCGUAUUUGGAAGGUCAUCCACGACAUUGGCUUGGGUCUUCAAAGCAUUCACGAAGCUGGUUUCAUUCAUCUCGACCUGAAGCCGGCGAACAUUCUCAUCACGUUUGAGGGUAUCCUCAAGAUUGGUGACUUUGGCCUGGCUACUGAGUGGCCUGCUGCCAAGGGCGUCGACGCCGAGGGAGACAGAGAGUACAUUGGUCCUGAAAUCCUCCGCGGCGAUUUCAACAAGCCUGCGGAUAUCUUCUCACUUGGUCUCAUUCUGAUUGAGAUGGCUGCCAACGUCGUUCUCCCCGACAACGGCCCCACUUGGAUUGCUCUUCGCUCUGGUGACUUAUCCGAGGUUCCUAGCUUGACCUUCAGCGCCACCACUGCGACAAGUUCAUACCGAGAUGCCGCUGGUGUUCCUACUAUGCAAUCGCUGGAUGACCCGCUCCUCGGUCAGACCAGUGCUCCGGAUAUCAGCCUGCAUUCGGGAAUCGCCCCUACUCGGGUGAAUGUGGUCAUGGACGACGAGAGCAGCCCUUUCAUUACACGCAAGCGCACCGAGCUCAGGUCCCCUCCGGACUUCAUGAGCGACCCUUUCCACCCUAGUUCACUGGACCAAAUCGUCCGCUGGAUGGUCAGGCCCGAGCCUGGUGAGCGACCCACCAUUCAACAAUUACUGACCACCACGGCGAUGUCGUGGGUCGCGGAACGUCGCAGAUCAGCUGCGACUGUCUUCGAAGGUGUCUGGGGACCUAGCGAGUCAACCGCCCUUCCCACCUUGGUGGACGAAGACACAGAAAUGAUGGACGUCUAG